Messenger RNA from Clupea harengus (Atlantic herring), 2107 nucleotides. It is a transcript of the gene cd4-1, whose product is annotated as CD4-1 molecule. Lineage: Eukaryota; Metazoa; Chordata; Actinopteri; Clupeiformes; Clupeidae. The record is from RefSeq and is a predicted model, not a curated record.
CCUGGCUCAGUUUCUGCUACGCCGAAGGGACCCUCUCUAUCUGUUCCACAUCCAAACCAAUCAGAGGUGAGGGGGCAGUCAACGGCAUACAAAUAAGCAUCUGCUUUCCUGCUGUUGAACACAUCCGUCAAGAUUUCAUCCGUGUCAGAGGCCGACAUCCUGGUCCUCGAAUGACAGUCACUUCCAUCUGCGGGAACAGAAACAGGUCCAUGCAAAAGGACACAAUGUAUGCUGUUUGGGUAGCGCCACUACUUCUGAUCAUUGCAAUCUGUCCGACAUGGGCUCAAGCAGGGGCUAAAGAGCCGGAGGCGAUGUAUGCUCAGGUGGGAAAAUCGGUCCGGUUCCCCACAACAGAUGCUAUAGAGGAUGGAGUAUACAUGACCUGGUACUGGACUGCAACAUGGCCGAAUGACAAACCGCAAGAGGUGUUCAGCAAGCACGGCUUGGGUGGAACCGAUAUAAAACCCCCUUGGAAGAACAGGGUCUCUGUACCCGACCCUGACUAUUCCCUCACCAUCAACAAAGUUAUUGGCUCAGACUUUGGAUACUUCAAGUAUGAACUGAAAGAGAAGCAAACCAAAAACGCAGAAAAAGUGUACCGACUGUACGAGGUAACCCUGGCUCCUUCCUCAGUGGUUCUCUCUGGAGCCACACUAGCUCUGACCUGCCAGGUGAAAUCUGGAACUGGAGCAAAAUUAACCUGGUUCCCCCCAGAGACCGCAGACAGUACACGAAAGACUGAUGUCCCUCGCCCAGCCUUUAGAAGCUCUACACUUACAUUAGCAAAUAUGUCAGGGCGUGAUAAGGGUGUUUGGACCUGUUCAGUUAAUGGACACAAAGCUGAUGCAACAACCACCAUUCAUGUUAUAGACCUCUCUCCAUCACCCAAAGAGCCCAUCUACACGUCUGUCCAUGCCACCUCCCAACUCCAGCUGCCCUGCUCUAUCUCCUCUCCGGUGGGAUGGGAGAUGGUCCUGAGCAAAGGCCUCCAGGGAGGGAGCUGGAGUUUCCUCCCUGACCCAGGCCUUGAGCAGGGCCCCAAGGAACCACGUCUGCUCGCCUCUCUCCCCGCAAAUUCCACCCGACACUGGAACAUCACGGCAGGCAGCGGGAUGGACGGCUCUGCCCUGCAGAAAGGACCCCAGGGGAACAACCUGUCUUUGAGUAAGAAGGCUGUGACAACACAGGACAGGGGUACAUACACCUGUGCACUGAGCUUCAAGACAGUCAAUCUGGAGCGGGUCAUCAAGGUGGAGGUUCUACAGGUUUUUGCCAGGCCGAGCACCUCUGCCUUUGAGGGUCAGUCACUGAAUCUCACCUGCACACUGGGACACAGCCUGGCCCCCGAGCUGGAAGUCAAGUGGAUCCCUCCGAAGACCGCCCCCCUCCCCGCUAUGGGCUCCUCUCCUCAGGCCCACACCCUCUUCAUCGCCAAGGUGUCUGUGGGUCAGAAUGGGAGGUGGAGGUGUGAGCUGCGGAGGAAUGGCACGGUCCUGACAUAUGCAGACGUGCUGCUCAAGAUAGAGCGCGUCCCGGUGGAUGUGUGGCUGUGGGUGGGCAUCGCCAGCACCGGCCUGAUUGUCAUCCUGCUCAUCUUCAUCGGCAGGUCCCUGAUGAGACGCUACAGACAGCGGAGAAGGACACAGAGGCGUAAGACCAGAUUCUGCUGCUGCAAAGACCCUAAUCCGCAAAAAGGAUUCUACAGGACCUGAAUGAGAGAAAGGACCUUUCUUGGACAAGGACAUUUUGGCUGUCAUUGUCAUCAUUGACAUCACACAUUUUAUUAAUGGUUCACUGGACAGAAGAAUAGAGUUAAGCGAGAACCCAGCAUCUUCAAAGUACCUGUCAAAUAUACAAGAAACUCGUUUAAUAACAUUUGAUCGCAGCUGAGUGAUUAGUCUGGAGGUUGGUCCUCGAUAAGAACAUCGCUUUCUCUAAAUAUAUUUUUUUGACAAUAUAUUUUCCAACAAUUACUUACUUUUAGCAUAACUCUGUAUAAAAGAUUUAUAUGUACAUAUUUGCAAUGCCACUCUAACAGUUUAAAUAUGCUUAUUUGCCUCUGUACACAUUUAAGCUUCACUUUCAAAUAAAGAAAUUAGUGAGUGUU